This is a messenger RNA of Pocillopora damicornis (cauliflower coral), 4678 nucleotides long. Its product is annotated as cyclic nucleotide-gated channel alpha-3. Lineage: Eukaryota; Metazoa; Cnidaria; Anthozoa; Scleractinia; Pocilloporidae. Gene Ontology annotation, biological process: monoatomic ion transport; transmembrane transport. Gene Ontology annotation, cellular component: membrane. The record is from RefSeq and is a predicted model, not a curated record. Gene Ontology annotation, molecular function: protein-containing complex binding; intracellularly cyclic nucleotide-activated monoatomic cation channel activity.
CGGGACGUGAGUUAUUUCCAGCUGUGACGUCAUCAUUAACUUGAUCUGAGCAAUUCACCGUGAAUUAAUACCCGUAUGAAGUCGGUCACAGAUCACUUUCUGUGUCUAACGGGAAGGAAAUUGACAUGAGAAAACUCCCACUCAAAAGCGACCGGACUGACAAAUAUACAAUGCAGCCAAAAAGACGAGUCAAAUGAGGCCACUAUCAUGGAAAAAGCCGUGAGGUUCGAGAAUAAGGAGGACUCUGAAGACGACGAAACUGCUGUCAGACAGAGCCGCUCAAAGCAUCAAAGCAGUCACACAAGUACACGCACAGAGGGUAACAGAAAACAUGAAAGAGACAAUUCUAGUGAUAGCAUAGAAUCUUUGGCAAAAUGGAGAACUGUCUCAAAACAAAUUAGAAAUGUUGUCUUGGUAAAGAACUCUGUGAAGCCUUCUCGCUCUCGAAAGCGUUCGGCUACUGUGAAGUCGCCAGCCACCAUGGACCCAUUCCUUCAGAAAUUUAGCACACGGGAUAAUCGAAAGAUAACUCCACCAAACAGAAAAAGAACGCGAAUUUCCAAGAAAAGCUCUUCUUCGCCUGGCGUUUUGUCAAACGCAACCUCUGCACAAGAACCUCGACGACCACGGCUUUCUAUAGAAAUCGAAAAAGAGCUCGAUAGCGAGUUAGCUAGUGGUUCUGUUUACGAAUAUGACCAAGCAGUUCAUUGGAAAGACAAGAAUUUUAUUUUUGACCCGGAUGGGCUACACAUUUGCGUCUGGUUUUAUGUUCUUGUGUUUGCAAUUCGGUACAAUUUAUGGGCCUUGAUUACCAGGAUCGCUUUUCCUGCCGCUCAGAGCGGUUUUUUAAAGAUAGUGUGGUAUCUCUUUGAUUAUUUUUGCGAUGCAAUUUACGUUUUGGACGUCGUUAUUGCUGCAAGAACAGGUUUCCUAGAGGAAGGCAUUCUAGUCAUAGAUACAAAACGAGUGUAUAUGCGGUACAUUCGCUCUGUGGAGUUCAUUGCCGAUGUGGUGUCGUUGAUUCCAACUGAUAUUUUAUAUGCAACAUUAGGACCUCUUCCGCUUCUAAGAAUCAACCGCAUUGUCAAAGGAUAUAAGAGUUUUCGUAUCAAAGCUGUUAUGGAGUCACAAGCAAAUUAUCCUACUUUCUUACGCGUGUUCUUUCUCAUGCAUCUCAUGUUCCUUCUUAUUCAUUGGAACGCUGCGUUCUAUUUCAUGAUUUCCAGAGCGGAGGGAUUUGGGACGAAUGAGUGGGUUUAUCAAGGCAAUGGUUCCUUGUAUCAGCAAUAUCUACAGUCAUUUUACUGGUCUACAUUAACUCUAACUGCGAUAGGAGAUUUGCCGCAGCCGACUACAAAUCUCGAAUAUGUUUACACAAUCGCGUGCUACUUGACUGGUGUUUUCAUGUUUGCGACCAUCGUAGGUAAUGCAGGAAGCAUUAUUGUGAACAGAAAUGCGGUGAGAAUGGAUUUCGAAAAGCAAAGAGAAAAUACCAAACAGUACAUGAAGAAACACAACGUGCCUAAAGACUUGCAGAGGAGAGUGGUGAUGUGGUAUGACUACUCAUGGGCUAGAGGUAGAAUGAGUACCGGUGGAGGAGACCUUAAUUCUCUGACGUUACUACCAAGUAAACUGAAGACUGAGAUUGCUCUUCACGUUAAUCUUGAAACGCUUCGAAAGGUGACGUUCUUGCAAAAGUGCCAGCCAGAAUUUCUCCAUCUCCUUGUCCUUCAAAUGAAGUUGCGAAUAUUCACCCCUGGAGACCUCGUUUGCAGGAAAGGCGAGGUCGCACGAGAGAUGUACGUCAUAAUCGAUGGAAAGAUCGAGGUGAUAGGGGAUCAAGGCCAAGUCCUUAAAGUCUUAUCUGGAGGGGACUUCUUUGGUGAGAUUGGAAUUCUCAGCUUGAGCGAAGGCCAAAAUAGACGAACAGCCGAUGUUAGGACAGUAGGAUAUGUGGAAUGUUUUGUUCUUGCAAAGGAAGAUGUGCUGUCUGCCAUCCGGGAUUACCCUGAGGCACAGGCUGUGCUUGCUGACUAUGGAAAAAAACGUUUGGAACGUCAAAACAGCUCACACGAUCCGCGCUUCGUGGACAUGGACGACAGUAAAGGCAGAGACUUGGACGCUUAUGAUCUCAUAAACCAUCAAAAAGCUGAAGAGUUUCAAAGCAAACUGACAACAAAAUCCGUUCCCAACGGACUUUGUAGACGAACAAGUGCAAGCUUUUCACCACUCGAGCGAGCCCCUCAACCAUCACCUCGAGCGGUCCUGGAGCCGAUUCCUUUGGCUAAAUUAAGCAGAUCUACGCGACUCUCGAGCGAAGUGGAAAUACAGUCUGCGGAAUCAUGUAACAGAAACGUUUUAGAAGCGCCAUGCAGUAGCGACGAGCUUGUGAAAACGCUGUUUCAUGAUUCGUACAUGGAAGCUUUGAACUUUCUCAAGAAAAAUUUUGACGAGAACCUAGCAAAAGAAAUGACGGAUGUUCGCAAAUCCCUAAAAAGUAGCGAAGAAUCUAAUAGACUAAAAGACGUUGACAUCUCUCACCUCAACACCCGUCUAUCAAACAUGGAGAAAGAACUUGAAAAGUGGAAAAUUCGAGUAAAAGAGCUUGAGUCAGAAAACUUUAUCAAAGAUCAGACUAUCAAACAGCUUCGGGAAGAGUCUGAGGUAAGGAUAAUGAAAUCAGGUUCAAGGGAACGUCGUCUACCCCUUCGCCUGAAAUUUCUCUAUCCAACUUUCUUCCAUUUUAAAAAUCCUAGACCAGGACGCUCGCACUGCAGGCUAGACACGUGGGGUUUUAAUUUCCAUUUUACAUCGAAACUUCAAAACUGAUCAGUCUUCCCAAUGUUAGGUCAGUUCUCCAAAGGCCAUUUUGUUUGUUUUCGUGGAUGAGAGAUAGCCGGUCAUCUGACUUAGAGGGCAUUACAAUGUGUGCUCUUUGUUUGAACGUUGUCUGUUUGGACUCAGCGCACUGUGGUUGGACCACGUAAUAAAAUGAUGUUUCUUACCUUCCAUCAUUCUAGCUUCCAGGACGCCCCGUAAAUGUACUGAGAAGAGACAAACAUGUUAUGGAUCUGUAAGUUAUCAUAGUGUUCUGUUCCAGUGUCACUGCGCACUUGCACAGAAAGGCACCGAGAAAGCCAGCUAUGGUAACGCACAACUUGAACACAUGCACGUCACUGGAUUACAGUAUCACUGUUUAUCGUGGUAUUGGUCGCAAUUAGAACAAUUAAGACCUCAAACACUUUGAUUCGAAUAAAGUAGGCUGCUUUUCAGUUACAUCUUUCAUACACUACUGUGUGUCAAUCUUUUAGGAUAGGGAGCUCAUGUCAUCAAGAUCAAGAACUAUGAGCAGCACAGUGAGCUCGUCGUCUCUAAUGGACAUGGAAAGAUCAACAACUACCUAUUGCUGACAGAAAUUGUGCAGCUACUAAGAGAACACCAGAAUUAAUCUGGGGAUUUGGGAUGGCAGACAAAAUGUUAUGAAUUUUGAGAUUGGGCUCAGAAUUAUAUACAGCUGUACUUUUGACAUGGCAGCUAGGCGUUAAGCGUUAACCCAUUACACAGCUGGCUAUCCACAUCGAGAUUGCUCACCAUAAUCUGCCUUGCAGUUACAAAAAGAUGUAUGGCCGCCAUUGUUCCAAGAGCAGUGCAUGGCAAUGAUCUGACGUAACUAGUAACAUUAUGAUAUGGUAAUCAUUUUAACAACUAUUAACAGCCAUUUUGUAAUCGCACUAUAAUCAUUUUGAAAGAAUAUUUGGAUCAAAUAUACCUCUUAUAUCUUUUUUACCAUCAUCUCAGAGCUCUACAAAGAGAUACUAUAACAGAAUCAUUAAGUCUGACGCAUUCAUUCAUCGCAAACGUGCGAAUUGACAACUUUAUUAAUGUGCAUUUUGCCAAAAAAAAAAAGAACAUCACUAAUUCAUCUAGGAGAAUUGACUUGAUAAUUUUGUAACUUUGGUAAAUCCUCCAGAAACCAUGUGACCACUUCAAUCUAAAUCAAUGAAAAGGUAACUUAAAAUCAUAGCUCCAUUUUGAGAUUUUGCUUAGGGUUAAGGUUAACGUUAACCUAAGCUAUCGAAAACUUUCUUCAGAUGUACUGAAAUUCGAUUACGGAUGAAUCUUGCUUAGCAAGCCACGGUCAGCCUCUUGGCAUAACAAAGCCAAGAUUUCUCCUCCUUUUCUCAUAUCUUGGUAGCUAAUGCAAGGCAUUCUUAUAUUUGAACGUUAGGUUAGUGUUUGUAAUCUCAGAACUUGGUAAGGAUUAACUUAUUGUUAUGCUUUCUGAUGACGGGGAUAAAAAGAGCAUGGUUUUCUAGAGCCUUCAUUUCCUAUAUCAAAUAUAAGAAAUUAUUUCAUGAUUCCUCGAUGGAGAAAAAAUGAAGAAUAACAGAAACCAACGAUAAAAGAAUCCGAACACCAGAAACUGGUGCACAAAGAAGUAGAUAAUAUUUAUACGGAAAGACAUUGUUUUUAUACCGCUAGAGUUACUAUUAUCAAAACCUAUUAUGCAGAUUUUAUGUUGACGGAAAAUGUCACUUUGUUCAGUAUAGCUUGAACCAUCAUUGUCCAGCAUGCCUUAUGAUGCCAAAUGAGAUAUUUAGUAUUAUAUAAGGCUAACAAUGAGGAUGCCUAUAUCUUAUUGGAGUAAUUUUACCAAUAAAAUUGACUGCCAAUGACA